AUGGCGGAUUCUAAUCCAAGUUCUAGUUCUAGUUCCAGUUCAGUCUCAUCAGGGGAAUCUCAUCGAAGCAACCGCAAUCCAGAUAGGGCAAAUCUUAGCCGAGAAAGAUUAAUCUUAGACCAGGCGCGUGAACAAGAGCUACAAGAGCGCAGGCUAGAGGCCCAUCGAGAGCAGGAGCAGCAAGAGAGAGACCGACAGAGGCGAGGAGAUCGUCGACAAGAGGGAGACCGUAACGGUGACUCUGAUGAGCCCACUGGAGAGAUCCCGCCACAGCGCAAAUUUGCAGUACCAAAAAGGCGCAUGCGGGUCGUCAGAGACUGGAUGACUUCCACACUGAGUCCUUCGGAAGCCAAGCAGUUUCGAGAGAGGUUUUUGCCAAGCUUUACUGACACAGAUUUUGAUUUGAAAUGCCCUCAGGUGGAUUCCUCUCUGUCCUGGCGUUUUAAGGAUCUCAAGUGUCACGAAAUGUCAAAGGCAGAAGCUACGGAAAAGUCAUUGAAAGCUGAACAAUACAAAGUCCUAGACGUCACCCGUCCGCUCCUCUACCUAAAAGAGCAGAUGGCCGAAGGAGAGCUUCAAAACUCGCCCAUGGCUGAGGAUGUUGACGUCGCUCUGCGUUUGUGGGGCCAUACUUUCUAUGGAAUCACGGCCAGCCGCCGCGAAAAUUUAUUGAAGGUGUCCGACCCAAAGUUCGUCUCCUUGCUGAAGGAGCCAGAACGCUUUAAGACCAAACAGUGCGGAGCCCUAUUCGGCAGUCACUUCAUUAAAGAAAUGGUCAAAGAGGCGACUAACGACCAGAAAUUGAGGAGCAUCGGGCGCCCAGUGGGCCAACCAUCGGGCUUCAAAAGUCGCUACCCAGGUCCCAGCUAUAACCCAGCAUCGGCAAGCGGCUAUCAUCGUAGUGGCUAUAAUGGCGGCAACCGAGGCGGAAACUUCAGUGGAGGCCGCAAUUCGACCGAAUUUUUUAGGAACAAGAAGCAGAAAUCGAGCCAAAGGUAUGUGCCAGUUUUAUCGGCACCUAAACAAGCCACAUGUUCUUCCGCCAUUGGAGGACCCAUGGAUCAUUCAGAGUAUAAAUGA
This is a messenger RNA of Daphnia magna, 1080 nucleotides long. RefSeq lists its product as uncharacterized. The record is from RefSeq and is a predicted model, not a curated record. The coding region runs from base 1 to 1080 and encodes 359 amino acids. The transcript has 2 exons. Lineage: Eukaryota; Metazoa; Arthropoda; Branchiopoda; Diplostraca; Daphniidae.